GGAGCUCUCUCCAGGAGACGUCUUGAUGAAGAAGGCGCAUCCCUUCCUCGCGCCGUUGGACAGGCGCCACUUAUAGCAACCGGCAAGGUAGAUUUAAUGCCAUGCGAUGGAGAUUGUAAGUGUCCUCUUUCUAGUUUUGGUGGGCAUUGUCUCGUAUAAUUCAUACUACGUUCACAAAAAGCACCAAUACUGGAAAAGACGUGGAGUCCCAAGUAUGUCUACCUGGGAAAUCCUCGUUCAGUCGGUAAAGUUGUGGCUGGGGCGGACUCAUGUAUGGAUGAUAUUCAUGGAGAUGCACGAUGCGUUUCGCGGGCACAAGUUUGGAGGGUCGUUCCAGAUGGUGCGCCCGAGCCUCGUCCUCCGCGACCCCGAGCUCAUACGAUCCGUCCUCGUCAACAACUUCUCCAAUUUCCACGACCGGCACAACAUGGAGCUCAGCGAGAACGACCCAGUGCACUGGGACCUUGUCCACCAGCGCGGCCCCCGCUGGAAUCAAGUGCGGCAAAAGGCGGCGCAGGCAUUCAGCUCCGUGAAAUUGAGGCUAUUGUACCAAACACUGCUGGAUUGCGCAAGGGAACUAGAUGCUCAUAUUAUGCGCCUUUGCUUGGAGCAGGGGCAAGAGGGGGCAGAAUUUUGUCUCAACGAGCUCAUGUCUAACUACUCUAUGGAAGUGAUCGGAGCCUCUGCUCUGGGUAUCAAGUGCAACGCGAUCCAGAAUCCAGAGUGCCAACUCCGACGAGUCUUGGAGCUUUCGAUGAAAUUCAGCUUCCGCAGGUUCAGCAUCUGGACCUUAGAGUCUAUCUGCCCUGGUCUUUCAGGCAAACUAGGCUUUAGGAUGCACGAGUCUGCAAUAAUACAAUUCUUCAGGUCGAUCAUCGAAGACGUCGAGGCAAUGAAACGAAAAGAUACGGAGCCGAAUCGUAAGGAUUUCUUGCAAAUUCUGAUGAAUCUCCGAGACUCGGAGCAACAAAGUGGAGCUAAGACUGAUGAAGACUCUGCAGCCACCGGCUCAAUCCUGACGGAGACUGUCAUGUUAGGAGUGAUCAGCUCAUUCCUUUCGGUGGGCUACGAAGCGGUGGCCUCCACGCUUGUCUUCUGUCUUUACGAGCUGGCAUUUCACCCGGAGAUCCAGCACAAACUUCUCCAAGAAGUCCAUCGGGUCCACGCUAAAGCAGGGGGUGGGAUCUCAUUCGAGGACACGAAGAAACUCCAGUUCAUGGAGCAGGUCAUCAGUGAAACGCUGAGGAAGUAUCCAGUGAGUGCGAUCAUUGGCCGUUGUUGCACAGAGCCGUUCCAGAUUCCGGAUACCACUGUUGUGGUCGAGAAGGAUGUUACAUGCUUCAUUUCGAUUCUAGCCCUUCAUUACGACCCCAAGUAUUUCCCCGAUCCGGAGACCUUUGACCCGGAUCGUUUCGCCCGGGAAAAUCUCGACAAAAUCGUUCCCGGCUCCUACUUGCCCUUCGGCGACGGACCAAGGUCCUGCAUUGCAAAUCGACUGGUCGUAAUGAUCGUCAAAACUAUGUUGAUGACCCUAAUACCAAAUUACACCUUUCAUCCAAGUGCCAGAACCCCAAGACGGAUGGAAUUCGACGUAACACGUUUUAUGCUGGCUCCAAAGGCCAAUCUUCAAUUACGUCUACAGAGGAGAAAGUAGAAUCCUGAUUUACAGUGACUUUAGGAUUCUCGUCAAGAGGAAAACCAAUAAUUUUGAUGUGCAAUAGGAAAACCUCACGACAUGAUUACAAGUUUUAUGCGUUCUUUCAAUGACUCCUAAUUUUGUUUUGCUACGGGUAUCAUGAAAUAUAAUGUUUUGAUGUGAGGGAAAGUAUUCGUUAGGUUGAAUAUUGACCUAGAAUUCAGCAAAAUUGCUUCGCACAAGCAAGUGUUCCAGCUUUCUGAAAUAAAUUGGUCCUAAAGAUUCACUGUCUGUUUAGUCCGGCCAUUUUUUUUUCGUCGUUGAAAAGUUGGUUGAAAAUUAUUUUCAUAUUAUUUAACGAUAAAGUUCUGAAGUAUAAGGAAUAGACACAAGGACACGGUUUAAUUCGUAAGUUAUUAAGUAGGCUUCUUCUUUUUUAUGAAAAUAUAAAUAAAAUAAUCGAAAUCGAAUAUGUUGGUGCACCGAGAUGUCAUUUUAUUAAUCGAUUUAAUUCCGAUUUUUUUAUCCAGUAUUUGGUCAUUUAGUAGAAAAAUGAAGAAGUUACUGGGGAAGCGAGAAAAUGCGCAAUUAUUACCGAAAGAAAACAAAGGAAGAUGAGUCAUAGACAUCUCUAUCCCAAACACUGUUUUUGCUCUCAUUAUCUUCGCUCACUUUCUAGUUCUAAGGAAUCUGUAUGAUAUUAUGUGAUUUGAGAGCAAGCGAAUCAGCAAUAGGUAUUGCAUAGCAGCUCCGAUGCGAUGCUGACUAACGUAAGAAGACCUUGGGAACAGUGCAACACUCAACAAUGUGUCACUCAGCACGCAGUGUGAUUCCCUCCGUUAGAAUGUGGGUCAAAAUCAGUGCCUCUUCGUCAACAAAUAUAGAGCAGUUUAUUUUAGCUUUACAUGGAUUGCACAGAGGGUUGAAAUGCAUGUGCUAGUGCUUGCAAAUGGGCCAAGUGAGGGUAUACAGAGUGAGAAGAUUAAUGAAAACCCCAAAUUAUUUUCUUUCUGAAAAAUACAAUGUCAUCAAGUCACAUCUAUGUAUUAGAUUUCUUUCACAUCAAUGGCCACGCAUUUUCAGCCUUUUCAUGACUUUUUUUGACGGUAUUGUUAAGUACUCCAAUAAGUAACGCCUGUGAUAUUUUUUUUUUUCUACGGGAAGAAGACUGAAUUAAAUUUCAGAGGCAACUGAAAUGAUUUCCUCUCUUUUUAGAAAAGAGGAAAAGAGGCUUUAGAUGGAAUCCCAUUAACUUUUUUUGGAAAACCCAGGGAUAUUUUAGAAAAUUAUAAAGUGUUGAAUAUAGCAAAGGUGUUAAGUUAACGAAGAAAAUUAAUUUAAAACGUCAAUCUAAUUCACUCACUAGAGCGAUGACCCCUUAAAAGAGCUAAACCAUUAUUUAGAAAUUAUUAGAUGAAGCUAUUUAGUUUCGAAAUUGAAAACGCUCUGUUUUAAUAAGAUCCAAACUCUGUGUUAUUUACUGUGAAUAUAAAUUUUGAAAUCUAUUUGCAUGGAAUAGGCUCCUCUGUGACAUGGAUUGCUGCUUCUCUUCCACGUGACGGUAAAAUCGAUUGAGAAUCUUAUUUUUUUAGACUUUUAUCCGGUGUAAAUCAUAAACUCAGGAUGAAGCUGAAAAUAAUAAACAAGUGGAAAUUUCCAAUACAAAUUAAGCGUUGGAAGAGAAAAAUUCAGCUUGAGGAAAUGGAGCACACAUAUAGCUGAAAAAAUUGAAAAUGAACUUGGAAAAAUGAGGACCUUCUAAUUUUAAUUGACACCUAAAGGAAGAAAAACUGAACUAAUGAAAUUGAAUCAUUUAAGGAAAACAAGAGUACUAGACAGAUUGCGAUUACUUUAUAUGUGAUGAAAACAGAUGACUGUAUGUAUCUAGUGCUAGCUUUUACAGUACACUAUCUAAGAAGCAAUGAUCGCGAUAAGUUGUGAAAAAAGUCAUAUCUGUGUUUGAUUCCUUUCGGCAUUUUUGUCCAAAAAGUUGGUAUGCGCUGCAUUUAUUUGAAAAAUUUGCUCGCCGAAAUUCGUCAAUUUCUAAUAUGCAGACGAAUGGAAGCGAAAGCACGUUCGUAGGGACCAUUCAAGUGUAACAUAAGCCAUUUUGGCCGACUUUUUGGUCCACUUUCCUCUUGAAAGGCACAUGUAAGACAACCUCUCACUACCCCUCUGAAGAACGCAAAAUUGUCCUGACCCCAAAUAUAUCAGAAAAAUACGGAAGAAGCCUGAAAAAAAAUAUAUAUAUUUUUAUUAGCA
Bemisia tabaci is the source of this 3898-nucleotide messenger RNA. Its product is annotated as probable cytochrome P450 6a13. The record is from RefSeq and is a predicted model, not a curated record. NCBI's taxonomy places the organism in Eukaryota, Metazoa, Arthropoda, Insecta, Hemiptera, Aleyrodidae. Gene Ontology annotation, molecular function: iron ion binding; monooxygenase activity; heme binding.